GCCGUCGAGGUGGAGAAGGAGAGCGCGGAUGAGAGUGGAAACUUGAGUUCGGCCCUAGGUUGCAUGUCCCCAGCUACGUCUUCGCAGAUCCUGGCCAGGAAAAGACGGAGAGGCAUCAUUGAGAAACGCCGGCGAGACCGGAUCAAUAACAGCUUGUCUGAGCUGAGGAGGCUGGUGCCCAGUGCUUUUGAGAAGCAGGGGUCUGCUAAGCUAGAGAAAGCCGAGAUCCUGCAGAUGACGGUGGAUCACCUGAAAAUGCUGCACACUGCCGGAGGGAAAGGCUACUUCGACGCGCACGCCCUGGCCAUGGACUACCGGAGUUUGGGGUUCCGGGAGUGCCUGGCAGAGGUCGCCCGCUACCUGAGCAUCAUCGAGGGGCUGGAUGCCUCCGACCCGCUACGAGUCCGGCUGGUAUCGCAUCUUAACAACUACGCCUCCCAGCGGGAAGCGGCGAGCGGCGGGCACGCGGGCCUCGGGCACCUUCCCUGGGGGAGCGCCUUCGGACACCCCGCAGCGGCUCAUCCCGAGGCGCCCACCCUGCGGGCGCCCCCUAGCGGUGGCCUUGCACCGGUGCUCCCCGUGGUCACCUCCGCCUCCAAACUGUCGCCACCCCUGCUGUCCUCCGUGGCCUCCCUCUCCGCCUUCCCCUUCUCUUUCGGCUCCUUCCACUUACUCUCUCCCAGUGGGCUGAGCCCGUCGGCACCCACGCAGGCAGCUAACCUCGGCAAGCCCUAUAGACCGUGGGGGACGGAGAUCGGAGCCUUUUAAAGAACUGAUGCUGUAGAAGGAGGGAGGGACCGCUUACAAUCCCAGCUGAGCUGGCGGUUGCCGACAUCACCUUAAAGUCGUCAGUUACAAUAACGAGGAAACAGGUACAAUCCCAGAUAAAUUCUGUUGAAAGACGAAAGGUUUGUUGUUUUACCUUUUCUUUCUUAAUGUUUUUUUUUUUUAAAUCAUGACAUGUAUUAGCAGGUUUUAAAUUUUGUUCCAAACAUUAAAUGGAAAUAGUGUAAACCGACACUUGCUGAUAGGUUUGUACUGUGCCUAAUUUACUUUGUAAACCUAUUGGUCUACGAGUGGUUCAAUUUUUGCCUCAGAGUUUGGGGAAUUCUUAGUAUUUGGGGGCUGUGUUACAUUCUGUUUUUAGAAUUAAUUUUCCAAACCACUAUGCUGAAUAUUAACAUGAAGCUGUCUGUUAAUACUUUGACAAUGAAGGUGUUGUAUAAAUAAUAUUCUUUUUUUGGGGGGGGGAUAUUGGAUUUUGUAUUUCUGAGCAAAGCGAUUGACAAAUCAGAUGAUCAGCUUUAUCCAAGAAAGAAGGCGAAUUCUCUGUCUCCGACGGCAGGAAAAGUGGUUGUACAGAGUCCACCAGUCGCCCUGAGUUCAUGACCAGCCGUCUGCCGGACCAGACGGGCCAUUCUGGCUUGGUCAGGAGGGAGCCCCCUGCGGUGGAGGCCCCUGUUGCAGUUGGCUGGGAGGAGAUGAGGAUAAUUGCAUAGACUAUCCUGCAUUUCCAGCCCCGAGCCAUGUGAUGCAUUUUAAUCUCCCAGAUCUCCCAGAUGCUAACACGGAGAAGUGCACCAGGUGGCCCAGUGGUCCGGUGGAACGGUCCGGUGGAACCUGUUAAAGGCAUACCCUCAUUCUUCCAGGAUUGGCCAUAUUUUCUUCUCACUGGAAGCUUUUAUGUUGCUUUUUCCUUUUUUUGGCGCAUGCAGAUGUGGCUGUUGAGAUAUUUAAAAGGGCUUUGCUGCCUCCUGUUUUUAUUUCUUUGGACUCGGGCUAUGACAGGUUUAUUCGUUUAGCAGGAGUAGCUUGAACACCGCCACCGAGCUGGGCUGGACCUCUGUUGUACUGAUGUGUUGUGACUCAAUAAAAAAGAGGGAACAAACUA
Molecule: messenger RNA, 1891 nt
Organism: Myotis davidii
Lineage: Eukaryota; Metazoa; Chordata; Mammalia; Chiroptera; Vespertilionidae
Gene: HEY1
Product: hes-related family bHLH transcription factor with YRPW motif 1
Biological process (GO): Notch signaling pathway; circulatory system development; regulation of transcription by RNA polymerase II
Cellular component (GO): nucleus
Molecular function (GO): DNA-binding transcription factor activity, RNA polymerase II-specific; protein dimerization activity; RNA polymerase II cis-regulatory region sequence-specific DNA binding
Source: RefSeq, a predicted model, not a curated record